GACAGAUGAAGCUCAUAAUUAUUGCUCCUGUGCAUCCAAUCUAAUCCAAUCCAUAACCUUCAUCAUUUCUAUCUCCUCUGUUUCUCAGUUACAAUCACUUCACCAAAAUUUGCAGUUUCAGGAAAACAGAGAGUUCUUCUUCUUUAAUGCCCUUGGAUAAUUUUUAGGCAUUAUCACUUUCUAACCUUGCCCCACUCUCGUUUGGGUUUUUUUGUUCAGUUUCUGUUUCCCUUUCCCGGAAAAUUUUGCUUCUUUUCUGUUAAUCACCGUCCCCAAUUAACGCUUUAACAAAACCAUUGAAAAAAAACAGAGUAAGGUUCUUUUUGCUUGUUUUCUCAUCCGUGUCCCUUGCCCUUUUCUCGUUUCCUUCAAUUCCAAUCGUAUGAAUCUACCUAGCCUUGUUUAGAAGGUUUGAUUUAAACUCAUGAUUGUAGCGUCAGCGUGUGAUUGUUUACCUCUGAGGAAUGUGUUUCUUAAACAUUGAACAAAGCAGGGUUGGCUUGAGUUUUCUUCAAGGCUUGGUUUAGUUUAAUAGCGAUAUAUAUAUAACAAAGAGAAAGAGAGGGGAAAAAAAGAAGAAGGGUAGCAUUGUUUUGUAUAGGAAUCUCUUCUCCAUUGUGAUUUACAGGCACCAACAACAACAGUGUUGAAUUGACAACAUUAAUGCCGGCGAAGACUGUGAGAGAAAACAGGUAGAGAUUGAAGAGAGAGAGAGAUAAAGACAUUGAGAAACUGCGAGAAAUUCGGUGUCCAAUCGUCGAAAAAUAGAAGUCUUUUUAUUGUUGGGAUGAUUUGCAUUUCAAUCCUCUUUUGAACACACAAAAUUGCAAUCCCAACAAUAUCUCUCUGCCUUCCCCUGUUUUUUCUCUCUCCUCCCCUGUUCUGGGUUUCUCUGUUUCCAGGGUUGGGAGAGAAGCUGAAAAAACCACCCUUCCCUCCCUUUCUCUCUCUAAAACCAUGAUCUUUAAUAAAGGGUCAAUGCAUUCUAACCUUGAUUGCUUUGUUCGCUGCACCACCCCUGUGGUUCAAUCCCAGUUUCUUCCCAAGUCAGAGAUUACAAGCUUGAACCGUUUGUGGCAUCCAUGGGAGAGAGAAACAGUGGAAUAUUUCACCUUGGGUGAUCUUUGGAAUUGCUAUGAUGAAUGGAGUGCUUAUGGUGCAGGUGUUCCUAUUACCUUGACCACCAGUGGAGAGACUCUUGUGCAGUACUAUGUGCCUUAUCUCUCUGCAAUUCAAAUUUUCACUAGCAAUAGUUUCAGGGAAGAAGCUGAGUCAGGUGAUUGUGAGACAAGGGAUUCCUAUAGUGAUUCUUACAGCGAUGAGAGUGAGUGUGAAAAGUUAUGGAGGUGGGAUGGAACUUCUUCAGAAGAGGGGGGGUUUGAGCAAGAUUGCCUCUGGCAUUUCAAUGACAGAUUGGGUCACCUCUAUUGCCAGUACUUUGAAAGAUCAAAUCCUUAUGGAAGAGUUCCUCUAAUGGAUAAGAUUACUGGCUUAGCUCAAAGGUAUCCAGGGUUGAUGUCAUUAAGAAGCGUAGAUCUUUCGCCAGCAAGUUGGAUGGCAGUCGCUUGGUACCCCAUUUAUCACAUCCCCAUGGGAAGAACAAUCAAAGAUCUUUCUACAUGCUUCCUCACCUACCACACACUUUCAUCUUCAUUUCAAGGCAUGGACCUUGAUGAUGAUGUUGAAGGUGGGCAGGAGAAGAAAAAGGAAGGGGAAGGCAUCUCCCUGCCAGCAUUUGGAUUGGCAACAUACAAGAUGCAAGGGGGAAAUUUGUGGGUGGCAGGAAAUUAUGGUCGGGACCAAGAAAGGCUCUUGUCAUUGUUUAGCGUGGCCGACUCAUGGUUGAAGCAACUAAGGGUUCAGCAUCAUGACUUUAAUUAUUUCAUGGGCAUUCGGCAUGGCUAGCUAGCUAAAAUUAAAAGGAUCAUCCAUCAUGAUAUUUUAAUCAAAAUCCACUACUCUUCAAAGAAAUUAGAGCACUUUGCAAAGCAUCUAUCUUGCUUGGUGGCUGAAAAAAAUUAAAAAUAUCCUCUUUUUCUCGGAUGUUUGGUUUGUGGUACUUUCUUGGACCUUUAGUUGUGCCUUUUUUCUAUUGAGGGAGUGCGAGGAAUGAAUGAGGACAUGUAGUAGUUGAUAUUUAGCCCUUGAGAGCAUUUGAGGACCAUCCUAUCUUGAGAUUUAAGCAUGAGGGUUGACUCUUUUCAACAGCCUAUGUAUGUUCAAAAGAGGUAAAAUUGUAUUUGUAUGUAGAGAAAGGUAAUUAAAGGGUGGAGAGGGGCCAGGGGACAGUGGAGAGAGACUAUAGAACUUUGAGCUUUAAUUGUGUAUCACUUGCCAUUAGCCAUAAUGGUUAAUGGAUCGAAUGAAUGAUGUGGAAGGAGCUUAUUUCCCCCAUUUUCUUUGUGUCAA
Molecule: messenger RNA, 2409 nt
Organism: Lotus japonicus
Lineage: Eukaryota; Viridiplantae; Streptophyta; Magnoliopsida; Fabales; Fabaceae
Exons: 6
Coding region: 958-1905 (315 amino acids)
Source: RefSeq, a predicted model, not a curated record